AUGCAUUUCCGAGACAGCAGGAGAAAAGUGGACUACGUCUUAGUUUACCACUAUCGGAAACAUUUCUCGGAUCAUGGCGGUGACUGUCAAGGCCCCUUACAUAGGCCGGGGUCCUUGGCUAUUAUUUCUAACGGGGAGACUGCCAAAAGCCAGCAGAAACAUCAGGAAGGGUCUACUCCAGAAGCUCAGGUCAUUGACGUCGCUCCACAGGAUGCUUUGGAGGUGGCAAAACAGGAGCAGAGGGAGGAGUUCGAACGCAACCUGGCGGAAGCUGGUCUGGAGCUAGAAAAGGAUGCGGAGGAUAAGAGUCAAGGAUUGAGUUUUGUCCGAAUACACGCACCAUGGAAUGUACUGAGCCGAGAAGCAGAAAUUCUGAAAAUCAAAAUGCCCACUAAAAGAACUUAUGAAAUCAAAGAAGAAGGGGGAAUUGUCAAGAAGCUGUCGUGCGUGUGGCAGAAAUGUACAGAGCCACUGCAGCCUAAAGUGCCACAGCAAAACACCACUAAGAUGAAGAAUUUAUCUUAUCCCUUUUCCAGAGAAAAAGUAUAUUUGUACAACAUUCAAGAUAAAGAUACGUUUUUUGACAAUGGCACCCGCAGUCGAAUUGUACAUGAAAUUUUGAAGCGCACCUAUAGUUCAAAAGCCAAAAACAGCAUGGGUAUUAACACAUUAAUAGCAAAUAAUGUUUAUGAAACAGCUUAUCCUCUACAUGACUAUUUUGGAGAAAAAAUCGGGAUGUAUUUCGCCUGGCUGGGCUUAUAUACAGAAUUCCUCAUUCCCUCCUCCGUCGUCGGGGUUAUCGUGUUUCUCUACGGAUGCCUGACCAUUGAAGAAGAUCUUCCAAGCAAGGAGAUGUGUGACCAACGCAAUGCCUUCACCAUGUGCCCUUUGUGCGACAAGACGUGUGACUACUGGAACCUCAGCACGGCUUGUGGGACCGCACGUGCCAGCCACCUCUUUGAUAACCCGGCUACCGUCUUCUUCUCCGUUUUCAUGGCCCUCUGGGCCACGAUGUUUCUUGAAAACUGGAAGCGUUUGCAGAUGCGGUUGUCUUACUUCUGGGACCUUACCGGCUUGGAGGAAGAAGAAGAACACCCCAGGCCAGAAUACGAAACCAGAUUAUUACAGAAGAAAGACAGAACUGAAAAUACCAAAAUCGUGAGCAAAAUGGAAACAUCCCUUACCACUUGUGGUGAUGAUGAUGAAGAGGAAAAACUCACCUGGAGAGACCGCACGCCUGGCUACCUAGUGAAUUGUGCUUCCAUCUUGUUCAUGAUUUCACUGACUUUUUCCAUCGUCUUUGGCGUGAUUGCCUACCGGAUAACCUUAGCAGCCGCACUCUCCAUGAGCACCAACGGGUCAUCCAAGUCCAACGUGCGAGUCACAGUGACAGCGACCGCCGUCAUCAUAAACCUCGUGGUGAUUCUAAUCCUGGAUGAGAUUUAUGGAGUCGUUGCCAAAAAGUUGACCGAAAUGGAGGUACCCAAAACAGAAAAAACGUUUGAGGAGAGGUUGAUUCUGAAGGCUUUCCUGCUGAAAUUUGUAAAUUCUUACGCGCCCAUUUUUUACGUGGCUUUUUUUAAGGGACGGUUCGUGGGCCGCCCUGGCCAGUACGUCUACAUGUUUGCUGGUUACCGGAUGGAAGAGUGUGCUCCUGGGGGAUGCUUGAUGGAACUUUGCAUCCAGCUCAGCAUCAUCAUGUUGGGGAAGCAGCUGAUUCAGAACAAUAUCUUUGAAAUAGGUGUCCCGAAAUUAAAGAAACUGUUCCGUAAACUGAAAGAGGAGAGGCCGCAGAAGAAGGAAAGCCAUUCAGAUCCAUCUAAGCAGCCUCAGCAGUGGGAGCUGGACUACGUCUUGGAACCCUUCACAGGGCUGACCCCGGAAUACAUGGAAAUGAUCAUCCAAUUCGGCUUCGUGACUCUCUUUGUGGCCUCCUUCCCUCUGGCUCCAGUGUUUGCCUUGUUGAACAACGUCAUUGAAGUUCGGCUCGAUGCCAAAAAGUUUGUGGCUGAACUAAGAAGACCUGAUACUGUGAGAGCGAAGGAUAUAGGAAUUUGGUUCAAUAUCCUGAGUGGCAUUGGGAAAUUUUCAGUCAUAAUUAAUGCCUUUGUCAUUUCGGUCACUUCGGAUUUCAUCCCACGCCUGGUCUACCAAUACGCGUACAGUCACAACGGGACAAUGCACGGCUUCGUCAAUCACACCCUCUCAUACUUCAACGUCAGCGACUUUAAGGCUGGAACCCAGCCAGAAAACUCGCCAUUUGAAGAGGAGGUUUCCUUCUGCAGUCUUCAGGCCUUUGUCAUUUCGGUCACUUCGGAUUUCAUCCCACGCCUGGUCUACCAAUACGCGUACAGUCACAACGGGACAAUGCACGGCUUCGUCAAUCACACCCUCUCAUACUUCAACGUCAGCGACUUUAAGGCUGGAACCCAGCCAGAAAACUCGCCAUUUGAGGAGGAGGUUUCCUUCUGCAGUGAUUCGUUUCACAAAUGUGGCAANCAGAAUCUGGUGAUGUUCCUCAGUGUGCUGGUGGACUGGCUGAUCCCAGAUAUUCCCAAGGACAUCAGUGAGCAGAUCAAGAAGGAGAAGAGCGUGCUGGUGGAUUUCUUCUUGAAGGAAGAGCACUCGAAACUGAAAUUGAUAGAAAACUUUAUCACCCGGGACAAACAACGGAGUUGGAGUGAAACGAGAAGGAAGAGGAGUCGGGCGGCCAGUUUCUCCCAGUUUUACCGAAGCCGCCGGGGCAGUUUUACGUCUCUUAGUUCGAGACACAGCGAUGUAUGA
Messenger RNA from Protobothrops mucrosquamatus (brown spotted pit viper), 2784 nucleotides. Its product is annotated as anoctamin-2-like. Gene Ontology annotation, molecular function: protein dimerization activity; chloride channel activity. The transcript has 25 exons. Gene Ontology annotation, biological process: chloride transmembrane transport. NCBI's taxonomy places the organism in Eukaryota, Metazoa, Chordata, Lepidosauria, Squamata, Viperidae. Bases 1 to 2784 code for a protein of 927 amino acids. The record is from RefSeq and is a predicted model, not a curated record. Gene Ontology annotation, cellular component: plasma membrane.